Molecule: messenger RNA, 873 nt
Organism: Rotaria sp. Silwood1
Lineage: Eukaryota; Metazoa; Rotifera; Eurotatoria; Philodinida; Philodinidae
Source: the annotation of a GenBank genome assembly
AUGCCAGCACAUAUACACUCAAUUCCCAGUUCAACUCAAUCCACAGGUGUUACGGGUGCAUCGCAAUCCUUCAACAAUCUUCAGCUAUCAUUGCCAGUGAACUACAUCAUCUGUACAUCCGGAUACUUUCCAUCACCUGAUUCUACUGUACAAUACCCCUUCCUUGGACAAAUUGUUGCUCUUAUUGGAAACUCAAUCCCGAACGGGUGGACACUUGCCAAUGGAAACUUACUUUCCAUUGCACAGAAUACCGCACUAUUUGCUGUAAUUGGCACUACUUAUGGAGGUGAUGGUCGAUCCAAUUUUGCUCUACCAGAUUUACGAGGUCGUGUUGGCGUCGGUGUAGCUACAGGAUCUAGCCUACAGCUCGGUGGUAAGAGCGGAACAGAAUCUAUUACUUUGCUCAGUACCAAUUUACCCUCACAUCAACACAGUCUGCUUAGUAAUACAUAUGGUAAUAAUCAGACUAGUAGUACAGGUGAUGGACAGCCAUUCGAAAACGCACAACCGUCUUUGGGCAUUAAUUAUAUGAUAUCACUGUCAGGAGUAUAUCCUUCUCGGGAUGGUGGUACAAUAGACUCUCAAACACCCGUAUUGGGAGAGAUCGUUGGAUUUGCCGGCAACUAUGUACCACAGGGUUGGUCUAGAGCUGAUGGUAGUCUACUGUCGAUUUCAUCCAAUAUAGCUUUAUUUUCUUUGCUCCAGACAUAUUAUGGAGGCGACGGUAAAAGCAGUUUCGCUCUACCUGACCUACGUGAUCGGGUGACUGUUGGCUCUGGAGAAGGCUUCACUGUGGGUGCAGUAGUCGGCUCGUCUGAGAUCACACUUGCAACAGAUCAAUUGCCAGCUCAUGCGCAUAGUCUUCCCAAUUGA